Neomonachus schauinslandi (Hawaiian monk seal) is the source of this 3716-nucleotide messenger RNA. It is a transcript of the gene ZNF317, whose product is annotated as zinc finger protein 317. The record is from RefSeq and is a predicted model, not a curated record. The transcript has 7 exons. Gene Ontology annotation, biological process: regulation of cytokine production; regulation of immune system process; negative regulation of transcription by RNA polymerase II. NCBI's taxonomy places the organism in Eukaryota, Metazoa, Chordata, Mammalia, Carnivora, Phocidae. The coding region runs from base 129 to 1922 and encodes 597 amino acids.
GCGGCAGCUUCCGUGACCUCCAUUCCACCCGAUUCUACCCUCAGCCUUAUGCCUGCUCCAAGAGUCCUGUGACAGCUUCCUGCCACCAGUGCCCUGUUGUUCAGGCAAAUCGACUUCAUUCUCACGGGAUGGCAGCUCUUGGUCUGUCUUCCACAUGUGCUGUGUCCACCCAGGACCCUGCCUGUAUCCAGGAGUCAGAAGUUUCUCCUUCAAAAGACCAUUCCUGUUCUCAGGAUGUGGACCUGUUUGCUUGCAGUGGCCUAGAACCCCCUAUGCUGGCAGGUGUUGGUUCUCAGGAGUCAGUGACUUUCCAGGAUGUUGCUGUGGACUUCACUGAGAAGGAGUGGCCCUUGCUGGAUUCUUCUCAGAGAAAACUGUACAAAGAUGUGAUGUUGGAGAACUACAGCAACCUCGCCUCAGUGGGGUAUCAGGUGGGCAAACCCAGCCUCAUCUCCCACUUGGAGCAAGAAGAGGAGCUGAGGACAGAGGAGAGGGCACUUCACCGAGCCACAUCUCCCGAUUGGGAGACUCCGUCUAAAAGCAAAUGGUCCAUUCUCAUGGAAGGCAUUUUUGGGAAGGAAACAUCCAGCGGUGUGACCGUGGAAAGAACACGUCUCGGAGAGAAAUCCACCGAGUACACUCACCUGUUUGAAGUCUUCAGCAUGGGCACUCAUCUUACUCAGCAGAUGGGAAGGCACGCUGGCAAGAGGCCCUAUCACCGCCGGGACUGUGGGGCAGCUUUCAAGAACAGGUCACAUCUCGCCCAACAUGUGAGCAUUUACAAUGGGAGGAAAAUGCAUGAAUGUCACCAGUGCCAAAAAGCCUUCACCACGAGCGCAUCCCUUACGCGGCACAGGAGAAUACACACAGGAGAGAAGCCCUACGAAUGCAGUGCCUGCGGGAAAGCCUUCAACGAUCCCUCUGCCCUCAGGAGUCACGCGAGAACUCACCUCACAGAGAAGCCCUUUGACUGCAGUCAGUGUGGAAACGCCUUCCGAACCCUCUCCUCGCUGAAGAUACACAUGAGAGUUCACACUGGGGAGAGACCUUACAAGUGUGACGAGUGUGGGAAGGCGUACGGCAGGAGCUGCCACCUCAUUGCACACAAACGGACACACACUGGAGAGAGACCCUACGCAUGCCACGACUGUGGGAAAGCAUUCCAGCAUCCCUCGCAUCUCAAAGAGCAUGUCCGCAAUCACACUGGAGAGAAACCCUAUGAAUGCACGCAGUGUGGAAAAGCCUUCCGAUGGAAGUCGAACUUCAACUUGCACAAGAAGAACCACAUGGUAGAGAAAACAUACGAAUGUAAAGAAUGUGGGAAAUCCUUUGGUGAUCUCUUAUCACGGAGAAAACACAUGAGAAUUCAUAUUGUAAAGAAACCCAUUGAAUGUAGACAGUGUGGGAAAGCGUUCCGGAACCAAUCCAUCCUUAAGACACACAUGAAUUCUCACACCGGCGAGAAACCCUAUGGGUGUGAUCUGUGUGGGAAAGCCUUCAGUGCGAGCUCAAACCUGACCACACACAGGAAAAUCCACACUCAAGAGAGACGCUAUGAAUGUGCCGCCUGUGGGAAAGUGUUUGGGGACUAUUUAUCCCGGAGGAGGCACAUGAGCAUUCAUCUGGUAAAGAAACGUGUUGAAUGUAGGCAGUGUGGGAAAGCCUUCAGGAACCAGUCGACCCUCAAGACACACAUGAGAAGUCACACAGGAGAGAAGCCGUACGAGUGCGAUCAUUGCGGGAAAGCCUUCAGCAUUGGCUCCAACCUUAAUGUGCACAGGAGGAUACACACUGGGGAGAAGCCCUACGAAUGCCUGGCCUGUGGGAAAGCCUUCAGUGACCACUCAUCCCUUCGGAGUCACGUGAAAACUCACCGGGGAGAGAAGCUCUUCGUGUCAUCCGUGUGGAAGAGGCUCCAGUGAUGGGUCUUCUUUAGGGGACACACGCGAGCUCAGACUGGGAGGCGGCCUCGUUGGCGUAAGGAAGGCAGGAGCACUUUGAUGAACUCACCUGGGCACAAAAGAGUACCUGUAACAGGAGAAAUCCAGUUUGUGUCCUGGCUGGGGAAGACCUGUUUCUUCUCAUCACUAUGGGGUUUUGUGAGAACUCAUGCUGGGGGCAAAAAUGUACCUGUGGUGUGCAGAAGCCAUCAGAGUACAUUCGGCUCUUUAAAGAAAAUGAGAAAUCUAGGGAGAGAAACCGUAGCUUGGUAUUUAAUAUCAAAAUGACUUUAGCACCACCCGGCACCUUCUGGGCUUACGAGUAAGCACACUAGGGAGAGUCUCUGUAAAUUCACUCUCUGGGCAAACCUUUACUGGUCUCACCCUGUAUUCUUCAUGAAAGAAAUCAUACUAAAGAGAUAAAUUCUGUAAAGUAGGAAUGUGGGAAGGUCUGUAACAGAGGUCAGCAAAGUGGCCAACUGUCUGUUUUUGUAUGGCUUGCAAUCUAAGAACAGUUGUUCCGUUUUUAAAGAAGAAAAAUGUGUGACACACACCACAUGCAACUCACAAAGCCUAAAAUCCUUACUUUCUGGUCCUUUACAGAAAAACUUGGCCAACCCUUGGUCUACAGCAGCAGUUCCUAACUGGGAGUGAUUUUGCUUGUCCGGAGACAUUUUAAGUUGUUAAAGCUCAGGGGUGGGGGAGAUGCUUCUGGCACAUGACGACGCACAGGAGCCCCCGCAGCAAAGAAUUAUGUGGCCCAAAAUGUCGGUAUUGCUGAGGUUGAGAAACUUAGCCUGGGACAGCCCUUCAGUUUUUGUGAAAUGUUACUCAUGCUAGGAGAGUUUUCUAUUUAAAACUUCAAAAAUAUAAUCAGUGUAAUUCUUUCAGGAAACGUGAGAACCCACACUGCAGACAGUCCCCACAUUGAGAUGAUUUUAGCCACAGCCCCCUCACUUGUGCUUAUGAGAAUUCAUACCCUGAUGGAAUUUUCUAGUGGAUAGGAAAUUUAUCAGUCUUUAAUCAUGAGAACAGACCCUAACUCGUUAAUUCGUAGUCUCUGUUUUUAAGAUUUUGCUCCUUUAAUGCUUAGGCUUCAUCACACAAGGUUUGUAUAUAGUAUUUUUAUUAUAAUUUCAUUCCUGAUACGUGUUAAUUUCCUUCUGGAUAACUUACUUGACCAGUGGACUGUUUAGAAUUGUGUUAAAUACCAUGUAACUUGGGUAUAUUUAAUACCUGUUUGUUACGAGUGUCUAAUUCAAAUGCAUUGGCUCAGCGCACAGUGUCUUCCAUUUAGAUGGAUCCUCUGGAAUGUUCUCGGUCUCCUGUCCAGCCAAGAGUGACAUACACGUCUCAUUGCUCUCCCAGUGUCUCCUCUUUCAUGUCAGGAAAAUCCAGCUUUUGUCCAAUUACUAACGUGUGCUAUUUUUAAAAGUCUCUCACCAGUUUUCUGCAGCCAGUACAGUCCUUGUCUCAGCCUGGUCGUUGACCGAUAAACAGAUGAGAAAGAGCUAGAAAAGGGAUUAUUCUUACCUGGAUUCUUCUACAUGUUUUGUUUUUGCUCUUUGCUCUACUUCUCACCUUGCAAGGAGAUCAAGUACCCAGUGUUAAAAGAUCCAUCAUGUGACCAUGAGGAUGCAAGCCACAGGCUAAAGAGGAUCCUGCAGAAAAGUCGCAAUGAUCCUGGCCUCCCCAGUAGCUUCUUUGUCUACACUAGCCAUGGAUUUGUUAUUUCCAGACUUCCUAUUACAGGAGGAAAAAAAUAAAACAUUAUUG